AACCUCCACAUCAUCGCCAUUGCCAACUCAUCAUCCUAUAUCAUCAGCACACCCUCAACAAAAAAUGGUGACUCCACUAGGGAGGUCGUUUAGAGCUUCGUUUCAUUUUGCUCUUUUUCAGCGGUAUAAUAUCUUUGACAUUCCUUCUCAACUAUUCACCUCCAAUAAAGGUUUUUGGCCACGCUUGUCACGAGCGUCUCACAUCACUAAUGGAAACUACGAGCCUGGCCAAGAUGAUGGACGGGAAGUUCAGCAGCCAUGUCCAUCGACAGAUGUUUUCAAUAUUUCUUGCAAGGAAUCUUUAACCCCAGCCUUGCGUCUUUGGUCCAAGUAUUUGGGUCUUGCACAAGGAUCAACUAAGGACCACUCAGCUUCUCACCAGUUUGCAAACUCAACACAUCGAGCAGGCUUCCUGCAAUAUGAUGUGAGAAAAGGCAACACUAUAGAACACGUCAGUAAGUUCCUUGAUGCCAUGGGGCUCACAUUGGUGAUAAAGACUUGUGCUUACGUGAGUUUUCCAAAUCCCUUUUCGAUAGAGCUUAUACAAGGUACACUACUUUGCUUUCAGCCUAUGUCUGUUCUUAGGGAGAACAACUAUUUCGCUCAAAGCCGUCUCUAUUGGGAAGUCAACAGUGAACCAAAGGAGAAGAAAACUACAGCUCAUACCCUAGUUGUCUAUGUUUGUGGCCAAGGACAAGAUCAAUGGAUUACUGAUGGUGCCAUCACAUUACCUCAAUUGCUUCGCGAGCCUAGCGAUGAUGAUAAGUGCAAUCCCAAGUACUAUCGUUACCACUACUUUGUCCAUCACUCCACCAUGGAUUGCUUUUCUUUGAGGAUUCAUCAUCAUCGGGCCAUGGAAGGGUUAUUGGAGGUCCCAAAUAGAAGUGCAUCGAUAGUUGAGUUUCUCGAUGAUGCACCUAAUCUUUUUGUCUGUGCACUCCAACGAACUCCAAAGUUCAAGCGAAGGAUCGUUAGGUCUACACUUAGCACUGUUGGCUUUGGCAACAAUAGUGAACAUGCCCAUGGAUACAUUCAGCUUGGAUUAAAGACUAAAACUCACUUCGUUGAAAUCACUUUUUAUGACGAGUUCGCUCCUUUUGGCAAAGUGACGGUAUCUCAUUCGAGCGGCACUACUUUGCCAACAUGGAACAACAUCAAGGAUAAUCCUAAUCUUGAUUUGAGAAUCGUCCUUGAGUACAAAAGGUGCACGAGGCCUCUUGGCCACGUGUGGGUUGGCCUCAUCGUUAGUAGUCUAACCAUGCCUUUUAAUCAUUUGUUCUUUGCCUUAAAGAAAGACCCUUUGACUGAUGAGCGAUUUUUUUUCAACGAAGUAGAAUGCCAUACUCUUGAGGCUGGAAAUAAAAUAUUCACUGAACAUCUAGAGUUUUCUAGUGAAGCUAAUCAUUUAAUAACGCUAGCCAAGUUACCAACCCUCCAUGAGGCUCAAUCAACACUUACUUCUCUAGAGUCUUCUGAAGCUGCUGAUCUUGGGGAUGAUCUAGCAAACCCUAGACAUGUACAUAUUAGCACUGCUCUUUCUGUUGAGGAGAGAGCAAAAAUGAUCGAUUUGCUUCGGUAACACAAGGAUGCCUUUGCGUGGAACUAUGAUGAGAUGUCGGGGCAUGGUCUAGCCUUGGUGGCACAUUCUCUAAAUGUUGAUCCCAAAGUAAAGUUGGUUGUGCAGC
Molecule: messenger RNA, 1685 nt
Organism: Rubroshorea leprosula
Lineage: Eukaryota; Viridiplantae; Streptophyta; Magnoliopsida; Malvales; Dipterocarpaceae
Source: the annotation of a GenBank genome assembly